Messenger RNA from Schistosoma rodhaini, 3887 nucleotides. The record is from the annotation of a GenBank genome assembly. NCBI's taxonomy places the organism in Eukaryota, Metazoa, Platyhelminthes, Trematoda, Strigeidida, Schistosomatidae.
GCUCGUUUUUGUUUAGCCUGUCACAAAAUCAAGAAGCAAUUUGUGCUAUAAUUGUGUGAUGUUUUCUGAUCAACAGUAUUUACUUCGAGUGUUUUUUGCGGUUAACUAACUUUAAACAAGGCGGAACGUCCGUAGAUUGCGUUACUAUGGGGCUUAUGCGUUUAUUGCCAAUCUUCGUGGUCCUGCUUCUUUUGUAUGAUGAAAUACUUGCUAAACCAAAAUCAAAGGGAUUUGGACUCUCGAGAAAACCUUCAAUUUCAAAGCCAAAAUAUCGUUAUUCAGGAAGAUCAAGCGUUUUUUCACGUCGAAGCGGGCUAUCAAAUUCUCGUAAAAAAGCAUUAUUCUUUGCAGCUGGUGCUCUGGCUGGUGUUUAUAUUGGCUCACGAAUGAGAUCACAUGUGCAUCUAAGAUCUUAUCGUGAUUUGUAUAAUUAUGAGGUUUGUGAAGGCCAACGCUCUGAGUUCAUCAAUAGUACAGGGAUGACACGUACUUAUUCAUAUUUCCUAUGUCCUGAUAAUCCAAAUCAACCAUUCGAAAAAUAUUGUUGCUGGGAUUCAGCAACUGGUAUGGGAGCAUGCUGUUCUUAUGAUGUAAAAAUGUAUUCACAUUCUGGCAGGACUUUAUCAAAGUUAUGGUUGAUUCACUCCAUUGUUAUUCUUGUAAAGUCUAUUAAACAAAUUAUACGUUGACAAUACGAUUAUUCUUAACUUAUCAGCAUAUCUACUAUAUUCUGAUCUUAUUAGCGAUGUAAAUCAACUAUUGCUAAUGAUCCAGUUUAACUAUUAUUUUGAGUUACUUUUAAAAGAAACAUACUAGUUUUAUUUAAUCAUUAUGUUUGGUUGUUUUUAGACUUAAUUCUUUUCUCUCCUAAAUGUUUAGUUUUUAAACGUCUUCCCCCAAAAAAAGUGGUGAUAUAUAAACUAGGGUUUGUAACAAAAUACAUUGUAUAUAAUGUAUUUGUAUUCAUGAACUCAAUGGAUAAAUAGAAAUUCGAAUAGGGUGUUUAAAUUAAUUCUUAAUUGUUUCCUUUAAUUUCUUCAUAAUAAAUCAUUUCCGGGCAUUUGUUGUUUAUUUAGUUGUGUUGUUUUCUCUUCUAUAAUUUGAUGUCUUUCUUUCGACAAAAAAGAGUUGUUGAUGUGUUUCACAUUAACUAAUUAAUUAACCUUUAAACUGCAUCGUCAUUUUAGUUUUAUUCAUUGUUGUAAUUCAACGUCAUGAAUGCUUUCUUAUUGAUCGAGUUUAUAAACAAAUAUUUAUCAUACCAUCUCUCAAUUUAUACUACAUCUGUAUGCUGUGAUUUAAUUUUUUACAUUUCAGGGGAGUUGUCGUUGGUACACUACUUGGAACUAUGUUAUUGAUUAUAACAUUCGGCUCGAUUAUCUAUUGCUGUUUUCGUUGUAAACGUCGGAAAGAGAGAGAAUCAUUGAAUGUUCCAAGUGCACAAUUUACAUCACCUCUAGAUCCAGUGUACAAACCGGUAAGCAAAUCCAGAAGUUUGUCCGAGUCUAGUGACACUUCGACUGUAGAGAACCAGCCAUUAAAUUCUGGGGUAAGGUGUUAUUCGUAUUUGUGACGCAAGAGAUUUAAGCAUAUGGUGUGCUGUGUGUGUGUGUGUGUGGUUAUACGUACGAAAUACUCCUUGGCUAACCAAUUGUCCAUUUAAAAAUUUGGGUUUUCUGUUGACACCUUUUCUAUGUGUUUUUUAGUUUACCACUUUAGUCAACUAUAUUUUUUUAUUGUGAUCGAUUUUGAUUUACAUUCAUCGACUUAGGAAGCUUACUAGAAAUAUAACUUAUAACUUCAGAGUAUCUCAUGAAAAUCAUGGUUAAAAUGUUUUUAUCGUGUCAGCUAUUUUUCGUUGUCCAGCACCCCACAACAAUCUAGCUGCGAGAUAUCCGAAUUCGGCUCUUCAUCUUAGACAGUGUUCAACGUAAGGCGAGUAGAAUCUCAUCUUAAUAUUCGAUUCUUCUAUGAGUGAUUUAGUCUUCUCACAUAAACAAGUUACGUUACUUGUUAGAUUUGCUACAAUCUCCUUUUGAUUAAUUCCAAACGAAUUUAUCUUACUAAAUGAGGUUUUCAAACAAACCAAAUGAAAUGUCAAACUAUUCUUCAUCCAAGAACUAAGUACAAUAUAAAUUGAAUGGAGAAAUAAUGGAAAGAUUUUUAAGGUCUACUGGACAGCAGAUUGAAAACACAGUUACAGUUUUUGUUUAUACAGUAAAUUAUUCAUAAAUUUUAAGAACAGCUCGAUGAGUGGAACUGUAGUCUUCAUUUUCCAUAAUAGGUAGGAAUAAAUUUCACUUUGAUGUGUUCUUUGUUGUUGGUAUUUUUAUAUUUCAUUUUCUGUUGUAUCUAUUUACUGUUAGUGCUUCCUUCACACCAGUUAACUAUUACAACGAUCUUUUUUAUGUUAAAUAUGGGUGAUUUAAGCAACUUUACAUUUUAAAUUUUGUAACGCAUCAAACACUUGGCACAAUGACCCAUGUAGAUUCUCUUGUUUUAACCUGGUAUUUUUAGUAAAACAUAGUAGUCGUCCCCUUAUAUAUUUUAUUGAAGAGCUUCUUUGCUUUAAUUUAUUAGAAUCAAUAUCCUGUAGUCAAUCCAACGUCUGUGCCUCCUGGUUAUCCUGUUUAUCCAUAUCCUCCGAACGGACAAUUCGUUGGCUAUCCACAGAAUGUUGAUGUCCCUUUUGCACCUGUACCACCAGCACUUCCAACAAACAUGACCGGAGGAGCUGGAUCUAGUUGGGGAGUAGAGACUAAUCUGCCCUAUUCAACCACUCGACCAGAUUUCCCACCCCCUCCCUAUCCAGGUGCUUCAAUUUCAAAUGCUGAAGUUCAUGCUAGCGCUCCAAGUUCAACAUGGAUGACAAAGAGUUGAAUUAUCUUUCGAAUUCCUAUCAUUCGAAGAUGUUGUUAUCAGUAAAAUAUGAGAGAUGAGAAGAUUCACUCCUAGUAUUAUUAUUCUUAUUACUAUUAUGGAUGGUAGUCAACAAUCUUUGUCUAUCAAUUAUUAUUUGGUAUAUGUAUAUUUCUACCCAUCGAUUAUGUUUAUUUCUCAAGUUUUUCCAUGUUUGAGGUUGUCUUGUUUGACAUUGUUUUGUUUUUGUUUUUUGCUUCCAUUUUCUAGUGAAUUCUUUUUGGUUGUCGUUGCAUUUUAAGCACAUUUGUAUUGUGUAUGGUUUAUUUAUCUCAUUUUCGUUGUGUUUGUUUUAUAUAACAAAUUAUUUCUUUCCUUGUUCCCAUUAUAUUUAUAUCAGUUUAUUUUUCCAAAUGAGUUCUGUUUAUUCAUUCAGCUACUUUUUUCUCUAUUAUAAAAAGGAUUUGAUGAUUAAUUUGUUCAUGAAAUAAUGAAGACAUGAUAACAGCUUCUUCCUUUCAUGUACGGUCUCAUUUUUUUUCGUUACCUUUACAAAUGGUUCAAUAAAUUGGAAAUUAAUUAACACUUAGAUACCUGAAAUGAUGCUGUUGGACAAUCAGAAAUUAUCAUCAUUAAUUCUUUUUUAUUUUACCUUUGUUUUUAUUUAUGCAUAUAAACUUAUGUGUUCGAAUAUUGUUUAUUGUGGUGUUCUUUCCUUUCUUUAUUGCCUUUAUAGUUUCACCAAAUAUUCACUCAUAUUACAUUCAUUAAUAUAAGUUUUUUUUACUGUCACUCUACCAGUUUGACUACUGCUACCCUAUUUAUUACUAAUUAAACUUUAUUGUAUUUUUAUUCGGUUUGUUGUGUUUGGUUGUUCACUUGUUUCUGUUCAGCAAAUAAAGAGAUUUACGUUGAACAACUCAGAAUGAAAAAAAAUCCUUGCACAAUUAUCAAUCAGUUGUUCAUUAUUUUUUUUAAUUUGUAUUUUUGCUUUAUUAAGAUAAGUUUUAUUAAAUAAUAUUUCACCA